AAGUACAACCCCUCUCACUCUUUCACUCUCUCUCUCUCACCCACACGCCCAUACAACCCACUAAUCUUUCUGAAAAGUCUAAUAAAACCUAUUGCAACAUCAGGUACCGGUUAAUGGUGUUCCCAAAAUGGGUUAACACACUCUUCGACCCCUUAAAUACUUUACUGUGCUCUUUCAUCUUUCUUCUUUUCCAACUCCACCAUGCUCUACGGGCUUCCCUCUUUGUUGGGUUUGUUGGCUUUUCUUGGAAUGCAGCUUCCUCUCAUAAUGGCUGAUUGCCCUUUGGAUUUUACUGGUUCAAACUUUACGCUGGCAUCCUCUCUGUGCUCUAACCAAGGUGACAGGGGAAAAUGUUGCCGCUACAUUAAUGCUAACAUUGCAAUCUCUAUUGCGCGCUUUGCUAAUGCAACAAGCAACCUAGGAGUCCCUCCAAAUGCCUCUGACAUCUGCCUGCAAACCAUAGCUCAAACCUUGCAACUUUAUGGAGUUUCACGAAAUGCAACAGUUUUCUGUGGUUUUGGGACAAAAAUUCCCGUUAAUUAUGAAUGCAAAGGGAGAACUAGUGUUGUCCACAUGCUGCAAUCCCCCAGAUUUAUGGAGGUCACAAAAAGUUGCAAAGUACCACUUGGAGAGGAAAGUAAAUGUAAGAAGUGCUUAAAUGCUGGCAUUGGUUACCUGCAUCAUCUAGGGAUUGAAGAUAAUAUAACACUGAGCACAUGUCGUGAUGCCACUUUUGCUGCACUAGCAAGCCAAGUUGAUGUGAUAUCUACUAUUGACAUUGCAAGUUGUUUCUUUGGGGUUCAGGGACUUCUCAGAUCUCCUGAGUCAUCCCCGUCCUUGCCUGCUCCUAAGCCUUCUCCAAGCCCACUGGUUGCUGAUGGCCCAAGUCAGCCAUUGUUAAGUGCAUCUUUUAAGAGAAACCACCGUUCAUAUCAUUUGACAUUAGUUCCAGGUAUUGCUAUUGCAGUUACAGCUGUUGCUGUUAUCACGCUCAUAGUCUUGAUAGUUCUAAUUCGCCAGAAAAGCAGAGAGCUAGACGAGCCUGAUAAUUUUGGUAAAACUCGUUCAAAAAUCUUACCUCCUUGUGCAACAUGGAAAUUUCAGGAAGGUAAGACUCUGAUUGAUCGUUCUUCAUCUAUGUUCCGAAAAUUUAGCUACAAGGAGAUAAAAAAGGCAACCGAGGAUUUUAGCACCAUCAUUGGCCGUGGGGGAUUUGGAACAGUGUAUAAAGCUCAGUUUAGUGAUGGCCUGGUUGUAGCGGUAAAGCGGAUGAAUAGAAUCUCUGAGCAGGGAGAGGAUGAGUUCUGCAGAGAAAUUGAGCUUCUAGCUCGGCUGCACCACCGGCAUCUUGUUGCUUUGAGAGGCUUUUGCAUUAAAAAACACGAGAGGUUUCUGUUGUAUGAGUACAUGGGAAAUGGAAGCUUGAAAGAUCAUCUUCAUUCCCCUGGUAAAACACCUUUAAGUUGGCGAACCAGAAUCCAAAUUGCCAUUGAUGUGGCCAAUGCACUGGAGUACCUCCAUUUCUAUUGUGAUCCUCCUCUGUGUCACAGGGAUAUUAAGUCUAGCAAUACUUUAUUGGAUGAGAACUUUGUUGCUAAGAUAGCUGAUUUUGGCCUUGCACAAGCCUCAAAAGAUGGUUCAAUAUGCUUUGAACCUGUAAACACCGAAAUCCGGGGAACUCCGGGUUAUAUGGAUCCUGAAUAUGUUGUUACUCAAGAGCUCACUGAGAAAAGUGAUGUAUACAGUUUUGGGGUGUUACUACUAGAAAUUGUGACAGGAAGAAGAGCUAUUCAAGAUAAUAAGAACUUGGUAGAAUGGGCGCAACCAUACAUGGCAUCAGAAACGAGAUUAUUGGAGCUAGUAGAUCCCAGUGUGAGGGAGUCACUUGACUUGGAUCAGCUCCAAACAGUAAUCUCUAUAGUAGGAUGGUGCACUCAGAGAGAGGGAAGGGCACGGCCUUCAAUAAAACAGGUACUGAGGCUUCUGUAUGAGACAUCAGAACCAAUGCACAGUGAGUUUUUACAAGCUGUUGAAGACGAAGAAUGUCAGGGAACUCAGCACAGAGGCAGAAGAAGCAAGGGAAAAAUGCUCCGAAAUGAAGCAAUGUUUCUCAGUGGAGAUGGAAGAUAUCUCGCUUCAUCUUCAAGUACAUCCCGGUCAUAUUGCAGUAGAAGCUUUUUACUUGAGACUGGUUCUCCACAAUCCCCGCCAAAUAUGUUCUCAGUCUGAAACAAUCUUUAGGUUCUUCAAAUUGACUUCAAUUUGUCAUUUACUCACUGACUUCCAACUUGUGGAUUUUUGUGAAGUAGGAAAAACUGUUAGACCGUCCGUAUAUUAAAAUCUUGGGAGAGAUGAGCAAUAUAGCACUUUCUUUGGUUCUAUCAUCCGCAUUGGCUUGCUGUUGCACAUAGUUUAAAGAAGCAUGGGCAAUGAUCAUCGUUAUACCAUUUUUUGAGAAACUGUUUUUAAGAUUACCUUUCAAACGUACAAUACCUGUAACCGAGGCUUUUCCGGUGACAGAUUUCAGUUUC
Molecule: messenger RNA, 2531 nt
Organism: Abrus precatorius (Indian licorice)
Lineage: Eukaryota; Viridiplantae; Streptophyta; Magnoliopsida; Fabales; Fabaceae
Product: probable receptor-like protein kinase At1g49730
Exons: 9
Coding region: 202-2229 (675 amino acids)
Biological process (GO): protein phosphorylation
Molecular function (GO): ATP binding; protein kinase activity
Source: RefSeq, a predicted model, not a curated record